This is a messenger RNA of Plectropomus leopardus (leopard coralgrouper), 971 nucleotides long. The record is from RefSeq and is a predicted model, not a curated record. Lineage: Eukaryota; Metazoa; Chordata; Actinopteri; Perciformes; Serranidae.
AAAUGCUAAAAAUGUCAAAAUCCCAGAACAUUUUAAAGUAUCGGGCCUUCUGCAUUUGGAGGCGUGUGUCUUUAAAAAAAUGCUGUAAAAUAAAUUCUGGCCCCGUAAAGCCAGAAUAAAAAGUCCUUCCCCAGUGCUGAAAAAAUGUAUUUUGCACCAAACAGUCCUCGCGUGUUUCAUGUUCUUGUGCCUCUUUUGUUUUAAGUAUUUUUUUUUACUUCUGUACAACAAUUAACAAUCACAGGGAGUUAUAAUUUUACACAGCUGAUGCUUUCAGAAUGACUGAACUUGUGCUUCAUCAUGAGAGAAUCAAUGUCUCGGAUUAUGAAAAUCUGACGAGCUGAAACUUUUCUCUUCAUGACCGUUAACACAUUUGCACUCUGUUGUUUUCAUUCUUUCAGGAAAGCUGCCAGAUGCGGUGAAUUUUUGGCUCGGAGAAGCAAACGCUGUCACGUCAAUGCACAAAGAUCACUAUGAGAAUCUCUACUGUGUCAUUUCUGGAGAGAAAAACUUCAUCCUGCUGCCGCCCACAGAUCGACCCUUCAUCCCCUACGGUGUUUACCAGCCGGCCGUUUACCAUCAGAAGGACGGCGGCGAGUUCGAGGUCGUCGAUCUGAGCGACUCUGAGAAGGUCCCCUGGAUCCCUCUGGACCCUCUGGACCCGGACCUGGAGCAGUACCCGCAGUACCGCAGAGCUCAGCCGCUCCACUGCAGCGUGAAGGCGGGAGAGAUGCUGUACCUGCCGUCCCUGUGGUUCCACCACGUCAGACAGUCGCACGGCUGCAUCGCAGUGAACUUCUGGUACGACAUGGAGUACGACAUCAAGUACAACUACUUCCAACUGCUGGAGACCCUGACUGAGGUCACGGGGUCAACUUGACAUCACAGCAGCUGUAUGAUCGUCGUCGUAUAAUAAUAUUGUGAAAUAAUGACAUGAAAAGACUGUAAAUAAAGUUUUUGUUUUAAACUCU